AAUGACAUUGAUAAGCUCUCAAUUUCUAAUGUCCAGCGUGGAUCCGAAAGGUUUUGGUCAUAUAUAAUAGCUGCUUAUGCAUUUACCUUCUGGACAUGCUAUAUUUUGAUGAAGGAGUGUGGAAAAGUUGCCGCAAUGAGAUUGCAGUUUCUUGCAGCAGAAAAACGUCGUCCUGAUCAAUUUUCGGUGCUCGUUAGAAACAUUCCACCAGAUCCUGACGAAUCUGUUAGUGAGCUUGUGGAGCACUUCUUUUUGGUCAACCAUUCGAAUACCUAUCUGACUCACCAGGUUGUUUAUAAUGCAAACCGGUUGGCAAAGUUGGUUAAAAAGAAGAGCAAGAUGCAGAAUUGGCUCGUCUAUUAUCAAAAUAAGCUGGACAGAACUUCAAUAAGACCAGAAAUGAAGACUGGUUUCCUUGGUUGUUGUGGAACAAAAGUAGAUUCUAUUGAUCAUUACACCACUGAAAUUGACAAGCUGUCAAAAGAAAUAGCUUUAGAGAGGGAUAAGGUCACCAAUGAUCCCAAGUCCACCAACUGCUGGCAUUAGCUUCUCUCCAUCCAA
Messenger RNA from Lathyrus oleraceus (garden pea), 561 nucleotides. RefSeq names its product protein OSCA1-like. NCBI's taxonomy places the organism in Eukaryota, Viridiplantae, Streptophyta, Magnoliopsida, Fabales, Fabaceae. Gene Ontology annotation, cellular component: plasma membrane. Bases 109 to 546 code for a protein of 145 amino acids. The transcript has 2 exons. The record is from RefSeq and is a predicted model, not a curated record. Gene Ontology annotation, molecular function: calcium-activated cation channel activity.